CCCCCCGCCCCCCCCCUUAGGGGGUGCCUUUGUACCUACACUGAUAGCCCUUACUCUGUUCUGACUCUGCUCCACAUCAGGUGAUUAUUGAGGGAGCUUCGAUACAGGAUGGGUUCUCUCUGCGUGCAGUCCCUCUGGCUAUUGUCCCUGCUCUCGGCUGCCCUGGCUGCCUAUGACAUCUGCAAUGCCAAGCCUAAAGACCUGCCCUUAGAGCCCAUGUGCAUCUACCGCAGCCCUGAGCAGGACGCCGCGGAAGUGGAGCCGGAGCUGGAGAAGGUUCCAGAAAACACAAACCCCAGAGUGUGGGAACUGUCAAAGGCCAACAGCCGCUUUGCCCUGUCGCUCUAUAAACACCUGGCCAAGGAGAAGGCCCCCACCUCCAACAUCUUCAUGUCCCCCAUCAGUAUCUCCACUGCCUUUGCCAUGACCAAGCUGGGUGCCUGCAAUAACACACUGGCACAGAUCAUGAACGUGUUUGAGUUUGACACAAUCAAGGAGAAAACAUCGGACCAAGUUCACUUUUUCUUCGCCAAGCUGAACUGCCGGCUGUACCGCAAGAAAGAUCAGACGACGGACCUGAUGUUGGCUAACCGUCUGUUUGGAGAGAAAUCCCUGGCAUUCAAUGAGAUGUACCAACAAAUCAGUGAACUCGUAUAUGGAGCCAAAAUGAUGCCACUCAAUUUCAAGGAGAAGCCAGACGAGUCACGGAAGAUUAUCAAUGAGUGGGUCGCCAACAAGACAGAGAACAGGAUUCAGGAAACACUACCAGAUGGAGUGCUAAACAGCAACACAAUGCUGGUUCUGGUUAACACCAUUUAUUUUAAGGGCCAGUGGAAAAAUAAGUUUGACAAGGAAGAUGUCUUCAAUGAUGAUUUCUUCCUCAGUGAUUCCAAGACUUGCACAGUGUCCAUGAUGUAUCAGGAAACCAAAUUCCGCUAUGGGACCUUCAGUAAUGACAAGGUCCAGGUGCUGGAGCUGCCAUAUAGGGGUGAAGAUAUCACAAUGGUGCUGAUCCUACCUUUUAAAGGGACACCUCUGUCUGAGGUGGAGGAGUCUCUUGAGCUGAAGAAGCUGACUGGUUGGCUGGAUGCCAUGAAGGAGACCACGGUGGCUGUGCAGAUGCCCAGGUUUCACAUUGAGGACAGCUUCAGUCUGAAGGACAAACUGCAGGCCUUGGGACUGGAGGACCUCUUUGACUCACACAAGGCCAGACUGCCAGGGAUGGUUGAAGACGAGGGGAAUAACCUGUACAUUUCAGAAGCCUACCACAAAGCCUUCUUAGAGGUGAACGAGGAAGGCAGCGAGGCGGCGGCGGUGACAGCUGUGGUGGCCAUCGGCCGCUCCAUCAAUCUCAAUCGCGAACGAUUCAUCGCCAACCGUCCCUUCCUGCUGCUCAUCCGAGAAGCCACCAUCAACACCGUGGUGUUCAUGGGCCACGUGGCCGACCCCUGCUCCAAAAGCUAGGGACCUGCGCUGCGGCGACACCUGUGCCCAGAGCGCGGAGCCGCCGACGCCGCUCUUCGAACAGAACGCGGUCCUCCUGUAUUUUAUAGCCACCGAAGAAAGUGAAAUGUGUUAUCGUCUGUGCUUUGCUCUUUAUUUCUCCUCCAAAAUAAAUGAACACAAAAAGAAA
Anguilla rostrata (American eel) is the source of this 1633-nucleotide messenger RNA. It is a transcript of the gene serpinc1, whose product is annotated as serpin peptidase inhibitor, clade C (antithrombin), member 1. The transcript has 8 exons. Gene Ontology annotation, molecular function: serine-type endopeptidase inhibitor activity. The record is from RefSeq and is a predicted model, not a curated record. Gene Ontology annotation, biological process: negative regulation of endopeptidase activity. Bases 109 to 1464 code for a protein of 451 amino acids. Lineage: Eukaryota; Metazoa; Chordata; Actinopteri; Anguilliformes; Anguillidae.